AUGGAUGCUGCACCUUUGCAGAGCACGCGCUCACAUCCGAUGCUAGCGCGGAGGGUGUGUCGGUUCCGGGUUCUUGGCCAGGUCCUCCGUCAGGUACAGCAGGGCUUGCUCGACAAGUCGGUACUGGUCCUCGAGCGACGUCUGCGCCAUGGAUAUGUCGUCGGCCGAGCCCGGCACGCCGAGGCCCGAGAAGAGGCUGCCCAGCGGAUCCGCCAGCAUGCCGCUGGUCAGGUUGCUGCCCUCCUCGACGAGAGCAUCCGGGGCGCCCGAGACGGGACGCGUCAGACGCUCGCGGCACCGCUCCAGAAAUUUCUGGCUCUUGAGGAAGUUCAUCAGCGUGUCGUCGGGCAGGGGCAUCUCGCCGCGGUUCAUGGACACGGCCAUGCGGGCCGUGUGGUCGGUCAGGGAGACGAUUUCGCCCAGCAGGGACUCGCACCGCGCGCGGCGGGCCGCCAGGUCCUCGGCCACAUUGCCGUUGGAAGCUUGAUGCGGCAGGUUGCUGGUUUGGAACAUCUCGGGGGUGGGCAGGGGCAGUGCGGCGAGUUGCGACAUCUGCGCCGCGAGCGAUGCCAGUGCGGGCGCGAUGGGCGGCGGCGGCGGCGGCGGGCCAAAGACACGCGGUGUCGGGACCGCAGGUUGCUGAGCCUGGGACUGCUUCUGUUUCUGCUGCUGUUGAGGCUGCGCUUGGGACACGUGGGCCUGGGCAGGCGGCUGCGGCUGUUGUUGCGACAUGCCCUGCAAGAGCUGGUCUUCCUGUGCCUCCAGAGCGGCUUCCUGCUGCUUCAGUCGAUUCUGCCUCUGCUGCCGCUUCUGGCGCUGCUUACGCUGCCGAGCGGUUCCUGGGGGUCCGCUCGGUGCAGACGCCAAAGGGGAUGGCAGGGUCGUAGGCGUCCCCUGCGUCCCCUGCGUCACCUGGGCGGGAUUCACAGACGGAGACGCUUCAGCUGGCGCAGCAUUGGCGGCGGUGGGAGCCUGUGCGGCGGCGUUCGUGGUAACCGACGCCGCUGGGACGACCGGGGCAGGAGGCGUCGGGACAGCUUUGCCCUCCGCACGGACACGGACCUUGACCUCGCCCUCUACGCCGUCGACGCGGACGCGUCGCACGCCAUCGGCUGGCUGCUGACCGUUGGCUGCUGGUCCACCGGUGGCAUUGCCGCCGUUGCUGGGGAGCGGGGUCGACUUGACGAGCUCGCGGACAAACAGGUUGGCUUCCUCGCAGCCGUCCAUCAGGUACUUGAGGCACAGCUGGACACGCUCGCGGGCAAAGCGGUUAUGGUCGUCGUAGACGCACGCAUUGAGCAGCGCGAGCAUGCCCUUUUCUUCCAUGAUUUGGCUCUGGACCUGCGCAUUGCCGGGGCUCGUCCUGCCCGGGUCCGGCUGCAAAAGGGUGGCGAGAAUAGACAGCACCUGUGUCUUAAUCCCGGCCCAAGGGAACUUGUACGCAGGGUCCUGAGGAAUCGGAGGCGGCGGCGGAGGCGGAGGCGGCGGAAGCUGCUGCUGCUGCUGCUGCUGCUGCCCGGGCCGUCCAGCGUUAGCAGCGGCAACAGCAGCGGCAGCUCGACCGGCCGUGGCACCGGCCAUGGCGGCAGCAAGGGCGGACGAGUUGGCAUUCGGCCUCUGGGCCGCCGCCUCGACCAGGGGCUUCUUUGGGAUGGCCUCCUCGAGCCCCUUGAGAAGCGCGACCAGUUCAAUGGCCAGCUCCCAGUCGACCAGCUGAGCACGGAUUUCCUCAAUCUCCGAGACGGUGGCAAAAAGCUCCAGCACCUGGCUCAGCCCGUCGCGGGCACGCUCCAUGUCCCAGGUCUCGAUGGGGAAGACGGAGCUGUCGGUGGCGCCGCGGCGAAUGUCGCCUUGCACGGACAUGAAAGCCAAGCACUCGGGCACAAUACGGCACCGCACCGUGCUGACCAUGAAGUGCACCAAGCGCAUGUCUCUGGCAUCGACGCGCUGCCGGGGCGGUGCGCCGUUGGACGCGGCGGGCAGGGCGUUCUGGCCAAGGUACUUCUUGCGGAAGAAGUAGGUGAUCAUGCGCAGCAUGACAGCCUGGGCAGGCGACACGACAUCCUUUGGAAUGCGCAGCUCCGUCCAGGCGUAGGGAAUCAACGACGCGUCGUGGAUGGCCUCGAGGAUCUGGGACGUGAGCUCCCAGAUCAGCGAGCUCUCCUCCUGGUCCCAGACGGCAAUGAAAACGAGCAGCUCACGCAGCAGGCUGCGGCCGCUGUCGGAUGCCAGCAGGAACUUGCAGCGCGCCUGCUGCAGACUCUCGCCCUGGGGCGUCAGGCCGCUGCCCAUGGUGUCGAGGAUGCACGACUUGAUAAUCAUGUGCAGGGCUUCGAUUUGCUUGGGGUCGAGAAUGUUGGGAAUCUCCGUGAGCAGGCCCAGGACGGGGCCCUCAGCGUACGAGUCGUCGUCGAGAUCGUCCCGGUCGCUAUGGGGCCCGCCGUGAUGGUGAUCGUCAUCGUCAUCCUCCAGGUCGUCGUCGUUGUCGUCUUCGUAAUUGUCAUCGAUAGGGUUACCGUGAAUGUCCAGGUAGGGACCCUCGUGUUCAUCGUCGGUAUGAUCAUGAUGUUCAUGGUGGUGGUGGUGGUCAUGGUCAUGGUCGUGGUCGUGGUCGUGCUCGUGAUCGUGAUCGUGAUCAUGGUCAUGAUGGUGAUGGUAGUGGUGAUGGUGGUAGCGGUGGUAGCUGCGGCCGUGGCUGUGGUUGUGAUGCUCAUCGUCCUCGCCAUCGCCUUCGCCUUCGCCUUCGCUUUCGCCUUCCUCGCCGUCUUCAUUGUCUUUUUUUACGUCAGCCUCAGCAUCCUCAUUGCUAACGUCACCGUCCUCGUCUGUACCGUCUUCGUCGACCUCGACCACACGGCCGUCGGUCUCCUCGUCGGUCUCCUCGUCGAGCUCGUCGAGCUCGUCAAGUUUGCUAUCUAA
Molecule: messenger RNA, 2919 nt
Organism: Sporothrix brasiliensis 5110
Lineage: Eukaryota; Fungi; Ascomycota; Sordariomycetes; Ophiostomatales; Ophiostomataceae
Exons: 1
Coding region: 1-2919 (972 amino acids)
Source: RefSeq, a predicted model, not a curated record